Molecule: messenger RNA, 3245 nt
Organism: Haliotis rufescens (red abalone)
Lineage: Eukaryota; Metazoa; Mollusca; Gastropoda; Lepetellida; Haliotidae
Product: paired mesoderm homeobox protein 2-like
Exons: 3
Coding region: 269-1084 (271 amino acids)
Biological process (GO): regulation of DNA-templated transcription
Molecular function (GO): DNA binding; DNA-binding transcription factor activity, RNA polymerase II-specific
Source: RefSeq, a predicted model, not a curated record
AGAUCAGUUUACAGCAGAUUCAUUUCGUCCCCACUUUCCGUCGGGGAGUGCAUUCUAGCUAGAGGACUGUAUGUUGGCACUCGUGUUUACUCGUCUACUCCCUUGUGUAUAAAGGGACAUCAACUGCUGCACCAUUGGUUAGGCUGCAAGUGGUCAGUAUCUUCCACAUAGGGGCGGUCAGUGGUCAGCAGCAGGUGCGCCGCGAGAAUUCAGAACACGCAGUGUGAGAGAUCGAGGGAAGAAGUAAGGAAGGAAGGAAGGGUGGAAGAUGAGUAGUUACGGUAUAGCUCCAACUCCGGAUCACCAGUUUGGCAGUAAUUUUGACAAAGUUCACCACUACACUGCGGCAGCAUUACACAACAACAAAGCCAACUUCAGUGUCAGCCAUUUGUUGGACUUGGAAGAAUUACCAAGUGAAAAUUGUGCAAUGUUUGCUAACACCGAUCCCUCACAGCACGGACUACCCACCCCACAGGGGUGUUCCCCGACCUUAAAUGGCAACAUUCCCCACCCCCCGGGCAGCAGUCCUGAGGGUCAUCACCACCAGCCAGAGAGGAACAAUAGCUCCGACAACGAUGACGACAAGAAGGAUGACGGUGACGGCAAACGGCGGCGGAAACAGCGACGUAACCGCACAACGUUCAACAGCACCCAGCUUGCGGCGCUUGAGCGAGUGUUCGAGAGGACACACUACCCAGAUGCCUUUGUUCGGGAGGAAUUAGCCAGGCGGGUCAAUUUGAGCGAAGCAAGAGUUCAGGUGUGGUUUCAGAAUCGACGAGCAAAGUUUAGAAGAAACGAACGAAAUUUGAUGGCUCAGAGACAAAGCAUAUAUGGCCGAAGUCCCGAAAACACCCCCAUUGAACAACCAAUCACCCCUCGGCCGUCCCCUAUGAACUCCGAUUACCUGUCCUGGCCAACACCACCCAGUUACAGCCCAGUUACCACCUCGUCAAGUUGUGCGCUGGCAAAUCAUUCUUACUCUCCCCCGCCCAAUGUGGGCUCGAGUAUAGCGUGUUUACGUCUCAAAGCGCAGGAAUACAACACGAUGCAUCACACCCCCUACGGGCACCAAAUGUCGCAGUGAGACAGGUGCCCCUUCGUAAUGGACUACACUUUGAACUAUGUCAUCACUUCAUGCGCACAUUCAUAAUGGCGGCACAGUGAGUUGCUCAAUUGGGGACAGUUGUGAGAUCUUGGUGCUAUUCGGAACGAUCUGUAAACACUGUUUAUGUGCUUGUGUCUUUUGAUAUCACAGGCCUCACUUAUUAUAUGGUAGCUCGAAGAUCAUAUGUUGAAUAAAUUUGCAAAUGGUGCUCUUUAGAACGUUGUUGCCGUAACAGAGUGUGUCUUGCUGAGAUAUGCUUGAUAUCAUCCAGGUUUCAGCACCAGGUGCUAGGUAGGGUCUUGUACAUAUUGUCACAUCACGUCACUGUAUGUGUUCUACUGUAUUUAAAUCGAUCAUCCGUCCUAGCCUUGCCUUCAUGCCAGAUUCAACUGAACCCAGACUGUUCAUGCAUCAUGUCCACGCCAGACAACAGUCCAAUGUCGGUGCCUUGCGCUUGUUGUUCAGUGUACACCAGUGGCCUAUAUGUACUCCUCACAACGACCCUCGGAGCGAAGUAUGCAUUCUGGUACGAUUUGAAGCAUGGAGUGUACAUCACUGAAGGAAGGCUACCCGCACAUGCCGACAGCACCAACCGCCCUCUAUCAAUGGAUAUUAUGGACAAGUUCAGUUUGAUACCCCAUGUGUUAACAUCGCUCAUUGUUUAUUCAUGUAUUGAAUAUAUGUCAUGUCAGUUUAUGCCAUCCAACUCAACCAGCUGUGUGUUGAUUCUACAAUAGUGUCAUCUUCAUGCAUGAAUAUAUACGUAUUUGUUUUUAUUGUAUUUCGAGAGAUAUGUUAUUUUUCCACAAAUGAUGACUCUUUAGUCACCAUGAAACCCCGACGUAUACACCGUAAGGCGGCAUUUCGCUGUUUAACCUCCUCGUUCAGUCAUAAACGUCUUUAGCAACUGUCAGUGAUGACGGCAGCCCAUGUGGAUGGCUUUGUGAAGCAGACAAAGGGACAGGACAAUGGACAGACCAGCUGCAACGUUGUCAUUAGCUUAUUUUGACACGCGUCUUUCUCCGCCUGUGUCACAUACCAUGACAAACUACGUAAUAAGGGCAACUUUGUCGCCAACUUAGUCGUAUGUUUGUUUAUUUUAACCUAUUGUUGACAAGCCAAGAGAUCCCCGCGGAUCGUUACCGUUUAUUGAGUCAUCAAAAUCUGACGUCCUAAAACUGAGCCAUUUCGAAAACUCAAUUUAUGUAACUGACAGAUCAGUUAUAAUAACGAGAACUCAUGUUUAAUAUGUUAUCGAAUUCAUUAUAUGAUCAGUGUCAAAUAUUAAAACUCAAUUUGGAGCCACUUCUCACAAAAUAAAUGUUUUAAUGGGUAUUUAGAUCGUGGUUGUCAUCAUCUACGUCAGUUCGUCAUAGGAAUUACACAUGAAAGUGCCUUUCUGUUGUCGGUGUCCGUGUUUAAUUAGAAUUAACAGAUCUUGUAAAAUAACGUGGUUCUCUCGUCGAGUGAUUUGACAAAGCAUAUACUGGCACUAGUGGUCGAUUAUCACGAAUUGUCUGCGGAGGAAGCAAUGUAAGUUUCCAUGAGCGAGCCAUAAAGAGUAAAAGAUGAAGUCCUGGGUUAAUCCCCUUUAACCGCGUGUUUCACACCAUCAACAGGUCAUGCUCCUGUUGUUAAUAAGGGUUGCAUAUCCUUCUCUACCAGUUCUUUGCCCACUGCGUACGAAUGAUACACAGAACUUAAGAUGCUUUUGCAAUUUCUUUUCUCUACUUCAGGCUACUUGGUAGCGUUUCUAGGGUUUUAGGAAUCAGAAUAAACUGCAUCUGUGUUGUUUCUCUUUGGUAUGUGUACAUAAAACAACACAAUCUAUUGCAAAUGAUAAUAUAUACUUAUUUCAAACAUCCUACUGUACUGUCUAGCGUAUUAUAUACAGAGUCACAUCCCAGGGUGACGUCUUAUAAAUCUGUUUUUAACCCGUCAGGGUUGUCAGAAUAGCGUGUGGGUGGGUGAUGUGAUGGCUGCUGCAUCAUGUAGAGGAUGCCUCCCACCCCCCACCCCCCACCCCCCACCCCAACCAGGUGCUAGCUCGUACACAGAUGCACAUAGUGUCACUUCAUUGGUAUGUACAUGUAUGUUUCUGGAGAAACAUAAUUCACAAAUAAAGUAUUCAAAUCCCCGA